This is a messenger RNA of Nelumbo nucifera (sacred lotus), 376 nucleotides long. The record is from RefSeq and is a predicted model, not a curated record. NCBI's taxonomy places the organism in Eukaryota, Viridiplantae, Streptophyta, Magnoliopsida, Proteales, Nelumbonaceae.
AGGUGCGGACAGAGCAUGAAACACCGCUGCGAUAAUGGCUUAUGGAAAGGGAAAGGUAGGGAGCUUUCUGAUUUUCUAUUUGACCUGAAGAAGGUCUCGCACCUCCUGGAGCUCCAAAGUUUGGGAGAAUUAAAACUCUUUCGAGCAGAUCUAACUGAUGAAGGGAGCUUCGAUGCCGCUGUCUCUGGAUGCGAAGUGGCAUUCCACGUCGCUACUCCAGUCCACUUUGCUUCUCCGGAUCCUGAGAAUGACAUGAUGAAACCAGCAAUUCAGGGAAGGUUAAAUUUUGCCAGAGACUCCACAAUUCCGCCCGGGACGAAGUGAUUCGCUCCUGGAAACAUGUGAAGGACAAAACUGGGGAGAACAUUGGAGGAAU